This is a messenger RNA of Trichophyton benhamiae CBS 112371, 1761 nucleotides long. Its product is annotated as signal recognition particle, putative. The transcript is spliced from 3 exons. NCBI's taxonomy places the organism in Eukaryota, Fungi, Ascomycota, Eurotiomycetes, Onygenales, Arthrodermataceae. Gene Ontology annotation, cellular component: signal recognition particle, endoplasmic reticulum targeting. Bases 1 to 1761 code for a protein of 586 amino acids. Gene Ontology annotation, molecular function: endoplasmic reticulum signal sequence receptor activity; 7S RNA binding; signal recognition particle binding. The record is from RefSeq and is a predicted model, not a curated record. Gene Ontology annotation, biological process: SRP-dependent cotranslational protein targeting to membrane.
AUGGAUAUCACAGGAUUCAUCGUGACGCACAGGGCGGAAGCCCUUUCAAUGGGCGACUACAACAAAUAUCGAGCGAUGUUGACACGACGAUUGCAUACCCUCAACAAACGACUGGGGAGAACGACGCCCAAGAACAAGAAAUUCUCCGGUAAAGUAGCUAUCACAUCUAGUGACAUAACUAAAGAUCAUGGGCUGACGAAGUCUACCGUCUACGCAAAGCAGCUGGCAUCCGCACUUGAGAACCAGCAGGAAUCAGGCGCUUCUCGAACCGACAUCUUAGAAGCUCACGCAUAUCUGGCCACAUUGAUGACGACGUGUUGGAUGGAGAGGCGACAAUGGGAGAACUGCUUGAAACAAGCAUCCCUGGCUCGAGUGUUGUAUGCUGCGCUGGAGAAGCAGGAUAAACAAGGAAAUAUCCAGGAAGUUAUUUCGGGAACGGUUGACCCGAGCAUACGCUACUCUGCGUACCAGCUUAAGAUACCUCGAUCAGUGCCUCUAAGCACGAUUGCAAAGAAGUAUUUCCCGGCAGACAGCCCCUUGAGGGGGAAAGUAGAAGCCAUUGACCCACAUUGUUUAAGUGAGGAUACGGCCGAGGGAGGGCCAGAUGCUGCUGCCGGAUCAGGAGACGGCCAGACUUUCCCACAAACCAUUACUUGGAGGUCAAGGACAGUGAAGAUUGAAGAUUCCGCGAUAUCACAGGCUCUGGCGUCUGCCGCUUCGGCAGAGGCUCAGCUGGUAGCUUGGAUUGCCAAGCAAGGUGGUCAAAAGGCGUCUUCCAAAGAAACAGCAGCAAACUAUGAUAAUGUGAUAAUUGCGAGCCAGGACGCUGUUGAUGCAACGAAGGCGGCAAUUGACGAGCUAACUAGUGAAGGGAUAGACCAAGGGGAUGCCCGGAUGCAGAGUCUACAGAUAACAAAGACGGCUGUCAACUACCGGCUCGUGGGAUGGCGAGUUGGUCGGAAUAGGGUGCUCUGUGGUGGUGCUGAUGGGCUGAGCUUCGCUCCUCCGGCGGCUGCUCGCCGAAAGGGCAAAGAAGAAGACGGAGCGGAAACUCCCAAGCAAGAAAGCCUGGGUAGACGAAUUGGUCGGCUUCGAGAACAUGUGGUGUUGUAUGAUUCUAUUUUGCAGAGUUUGGAGUCUGUCAAGGAGCUUCCCGGUGUUGCAGCCGAUGCAGCUUUUGUUCGAGAACUUGAAGCCAAACUCUCCUACUUCAAGUCAUUACGAUGUCUCGCAAUUGGAAGGUCUUAUGCAUUCAAGUCGGAGUCAAAAAACGCUCUUGCACUGUUCAUCCGCGCAGACGAACUUGUAUCCAAGGCUCUACCAUCGUGCAGCGAGGAAACUGAUGCAUCGAGCCACCCACUCGGCGUCGACGUCACUCGAUCCCAGGCGGAAGAGCUGCAUGUCCAGCUUGAGCAUCUUGUCUGGCAGUACCGUGGCAUAGUGGAGAUCGAGAAACUGGCCGCCGAGUCUGACCAACGAGACCCGGCAACGCUGCCCCCGGUGGUGCGGCGGAUGCAAGAAUACCACCUUGACGGGGUAGAUCUCAGCAACCUUGUGGCCUAUCCACCGAGGCUGGAGCCCAUCCCCGUCAAACCCAUCUUCCUCGAUCUGGCGUGGAACUACAUCCAGUAUCCGAUGGAGAAGAAGAAGGGCAUCCUUCCUGAUACCGCAGGGGCCACCAGUGCGGUGGGAGCUGAGCCGGCUCCAUCUGCGGAGCCCAAGAAGGAGACCAAGAAGGGCUGGUUUGGAUUUGGUCGCUAG